AUGGAAUUGCAACGAAGAUUAAAAACAACCCUCAAUAAGAGAACAAUUCCGAUCACGCCAAUUGAAUUAGAGCCUUUAGAGUCUUUAAACCAAGCGACCCCUUAUCUUCAGUCUCACAUGACGGCUGUGGAUUCUACGUCAACGUCAUUACCGGAUUCAAUAUCUGGAACUGUCUCUGAAAAUAGCAGUAAGGCUAGUAGAAUGCCAGGGACAUCAUCCGUUUUCGUCACAGUUAAGACUGUGGAAGAACUGGAAAACGAUUCCGUCUUGAACUACAUUUUGGAACGAGCGCUGCACAUACAAGAAUUUAUCACCAGUUGGACAACAAAAUGUAACAACAAAACAAUAGAUUUGAUUGGUCUUCUCUGGAAGAUAAACUUACCGGCAGCUAACCUUUAUGAACAGGAGUCAAAGAUAAACGUUAUGGAAUUAAAUUUGACCCCACAGCACAAAGAUAACCUGUUAAGAAAUCUCACAGGAUUUAAUCUUCAGUUGGACCCAAUUCACAAAGACGGAAACUGCUUCUUCAGAGCAACAGCCCGGCAGCUACAAAAACACUUGCAACGUUCGGAUUUGCAAAAUCUACAGCAUAUUUCCUCACUGGGGCUUGGAAUCAACGAGGAACGUGACACGGAAAACCUCAGACUACUUUUCGUGCGUGAAGUCACUGAGAAUCUCGAUGAAUACAGGGAGUGGAUGUCCUGUUCGUCAAAUGUACGGGAAAUUGAACGUUUUAAAACUGAUGGCCAUUUCGCAAGUGACAUUGGCGACAUCUGUGCUAAGGCAUGUGCUAAUCUCCUCCGUGUCCCGAUAAUUGUAAUUACAGCUUUGCCUAAUGUCCCAUCCAUUCCAUUUUUACCAAAACAUUUCAUCACUGCUGUACCUAUGUAUCUGGCGUACGACCAUUCAGGUCCAGGGCAUUAUGACGCUACAAAAGGUAAAUAAGCAUGCAUAAGGCAUUAAGACGGAAUCCACCAGGAAAUUGAGUAAUUUAAAUUUUCAUUGUACAAAAAUACCAGAAUAAUUCAAACAACAUCGCAUUCUUUUUUUGAUAUUUUCAAGGGCUAUGGAUGCAAUUAGUUAUCUGUAACACCAAAGAAUGUGAAAAGAAAAUGUCUCAUGAGAGCCAGAGAAAAUAAAUGUCAAAUUUCACAAAAUGACACCUUACACGUGAAAUUUUCAGAACUUUACCUGUGUUUUCACAAUUCUCGUGAAAUUUGACAUUUAUUUUCUCGGGCUCCCAUCAGAAAUAGUCUUUGGUGUCAUUACAGAUAACUGUUUAUAUAUCCAUAGCCCUUGAAAAAUGUGAAAAAGAAUGCGAUAUUAUUUAAAUUGUUCUGGUACAAGGUUUUUGUUCACUGAAAAUCAAAAUUACUCAAUUUCCCGAUGGAUUCCGUCUUAAGCCUAGUUUAAGUGUAGCACGUUUGCUUGGAUGAUUUUGUUAUUGGCAUUUGUACGUUUUCCUGCCCGUGUGUGUUUAUAAAGGUCUUCUAAAUAAGCAAAUAAAUAUAUAAAGAAAUAAAUAACGAUUUAGAGGUAGCACAUCCACAAAGUGGUUCUUCUUCUACCUGAUUCCUGAUCGAAUUGGGAUUUGGAAAUGCUACCGGCAAAAAAAAAAAAACUCUCGGAGCAAAGGAGAGGAAGAACAACAAACUCAACCACAUAUGGCGUCGACGCCGGGAUUUAAAACCGGGCCACACUGGUGGGAGGCGAGCGCUUUCACUACUGCGAGCUACUACGCCAUCCCAUGCUCUCCGAACUCGUUAUUACCUAUUGGAUUGGCAAUCACUCAAUCAUAAAUAUCAAAGAAGAUACUCUCUUAUUUACAGAUGAAGAAAAAAACGAGUAUCUAUCAUUUGAAACGUGGAUAUCUUAAAAAUCAACUAGUCCAUAGGAUAAUAAUAAUUGUAAUAAUAAUAAUUAAUCAUGAUAAUGAUGAUGAUGAUGAUGAUAACAACGAGGGUUACCAUUCCUUUGAGAGGUUUUACUUACACUGUAUUUUUUCUCUGGUAUGUUUCCAGAAUUUCUGAAUUCGAAUGAUGAAACGGAAGGAAAUGACACUAAAACCAGAUGUACCUGUGGCAAGAAUGUUAAAGACCCUUCCAAAAUGGCUUGCACAUCUUCUAAAUGUCCUUGUAACAGAAAAAGUCAAGCGUGCUCAAGAAAAUGUCGCUGCUUCAAUUGUAAGAACAAAAAUAAUGCUGCCUUUGAGGGAGAGAGGUAA
Molecule: messenger RNA, 2224 nt
Organism: Porites lobata
Lineage: Eukaryota; Metazoa; Cnidaria; Anthozoa; Scleractinia; Poritidae
Source: the annotation of a GenBank genome assembly